UCGCUGCUGGUGCUUACCGUCCGUCCCAAUUUACGUAUCUGUCUCGCGCGGAACAAUUUUGGUAUACAGAUGACGCAGAAAAUUGGCAAGCUAUAUAUAGAGAGAGUUGCUUGUAGCUUUGGCCAGACACAAGCACAGCACAAAACCAUCAUCCCACGAGCAGAUCGACAGGAGUGGGAAGACCAAGUUUAGGACCAACCAAGGAUGAAGAGCAGCACACUGGUGGCGAUCCUAAUCCUCCACGCCGUCAUGGUCAUGGGAAUCCUCUCACACUCACAGGCCGUCGACGAUGACGCAGAAAAUUGGCAAGCUAUAUAUAGAGAGAGUUGCUUGUAGCUUUGGCCAGACACAAGCACAGCACAAAACCAUCAUCUCACGAGCAGAUCGACAGGAGUGGGAAGAGCAAGUUUAGGACCAACCAAGGAUGAAGAGCAGCACGCUGGUGGCGAUCCUAAUCCUCCACGCCGUCAUGGUCAUGGGAAUCCUCUCACACUCACAGGCCGUCGACGGUACGUUCGCUGCUGAUGCUUACCGUCCGUCCCAAUUUACGUAUCUGUCUCGCGCGGAACAAUUUUGGUAUACAGAUGACGCAGAAAAUUGGCAAGCUAUAUAUAGAGAGAGUUGUUUGUAGCUUUGGCCAGACACAAGCACAGUACAAAACCAUCAUCCCACGAGCAGAUCGACAGGAGUGGGAAGAGCAAGUUUAGGACCAACCAAGGAUGAAGAGCAGCACGCUGGUGGCGAUCCUAAUCCUCCACGCCGUCAUGGUCAUGGGAAUCCUCUCACACUCACAGGCCGUCGACGGUACGUUCGCUGCUGAUGCUUACUGUCCGUCCCAAUUUACGUAUCUGUCUCGCGCGGAACAAUUUUGGUAUACAGAUGACGCAGAAAAUUGGCAAGCUAUAUAUAGAGAGAGUUGCUUGUAGCUUUGGCCAGACACAAGCACAGCACAGAACCAUCAUCCCACGAGCAGAUCGACAGGAGUGGGAAGAGCAAGUUUAGGACCAACCAAGGAUGAAGAGCAGCACGCUGGUGGCGAUCCUAAUCCUCCACGCCGUCAUGGUCAUGGGAAUCCUCUCACAGGCCGCCGCUAACGAUAACUUCCCCAAGUGCUGCGACAAGUGCGACUCCUGGUCGGGGUACCAGUUCUAUGACGACGUCGGCCCCAGGUGCCGCCACGGCUGCGCCAACUGCCAGGGGGUGCAGAUGAGGCCCGUGAAGACGUUCCGGUGUGGAGAUGGACGCCCCGUCUUCGACGGGCAGGGCACGCCCACGCCCUGCCCGCCGCCGUGCAAAAAGCACUGAUCGCUCCAGCUCCCUCAGACACUGACGAGAUCGAUGUUGCGCCCAAAAUAUAAAAUAAAAAGGCUCCGGUGAGAUGAGCAGAGCCACGCUUAGCGUUCUCUUUCCUUUGAGAGAUAAUAUAGUUGAUGUAGCUUUAAAUUAAAUAAAUAAACACGGGCAUUAGUUUAUAUAUGCGUCUCUGCUUAACCAAAUAAAAAUCAGUUUAUUUGUGCGAAAUAUUUGUGCUCUUCAGUGCGCAGCGGUGAACGGAACCUUCUCGGUGCUCAAGCAUGUAUGUAUAGUUGCCACACUCGGUGUGAGUCGGAAUAAUUAUUUUUUU
Molecule: messenger RNA, 1624 nt
Organism: Triticum urartu
Lineage: Eukaryota; Viridiplantae; Streptophyta; Magnoliopsida; Poales; Poaceae
Source: RefSeq, a predicted model, not a curated record